Venturia canescens is the source of this 4103-nucleotide messenger RNA. RefSeq lists its product as uncharacterized. Gene Ontology annotation, cellular component: nucleus. Gene Ontology annotation, biological process: regulation of transcription by RNA polymerase II. NCBI's taxonomy places the organism in Eukaryota, Metazoa, Arthropoda, Insecta, Hymenoptera, Ichneumonidae. The record is from RefSeq and is a predicted model, not a curated record. The transcript is spliced from 4 exons. Bases 137 to 2626 code for a protein of 829 amino acids. Gene Ontology annotation, molecular function: DNA-binding transcription factor activity, RNA polymerase II-specific; sequence-specific DNA binding.
AAAGCAAAAUGUCCGCACCGCACACCUGAUGCCCAGGCGAAUAACAACGCUUCCGCUGAAUGGUUGACUGAUAGAAUAAAGAAAAAUCUAAGAAUUAUAUCACUUGUGAUUAUCGGUACACGGAUAUAUAAAAAAAAUGUCUAGUUCGUCGUCUAAUAAUUAUUACGAAAGCGAUGACGACAACGAUAGUUGGGUGGUGUUCUCCGAUGAUUCUACGGACGAAGAUGAACUUACACUUCUGAAUGGUGAUGAGGAAAAUGACGAAGAUUCUACGAAAUUCGAAGCUUUCAUAAGAUUGUCCAUGCGCCUGAAAAAGCAGUACAACCUACAAGAGGCUAGUGUUGCAUUGGAACGCUGUGAUAAGAUAUGGGACACGAUGCAGCUUCUAAAAAAUGCUCAAUCGAGUUACAAUAGUGUAGAAGAAGAGGAAGUUUAUACAGACCAAGGGAAGGUGUCUUCGUCAGUUCCAACAGAAACAGUUCCUUACAUAAAGUACCAGCCGACUCAAGGCAAUGGAAACAAUGCGUUGCCAAAUUUCUAUCUAUCGGUGAAGAAACAAACGAAAAUAUACAAUUGCGGGACAUGUGGUAGAAUUUACAAUGAAAAAAGAGCCUUCAAAAUUCAUAUGAAAAGAGAUCACGGAAUAGCUUUGCCAGGCUCUCCUCAAAUUCGCAAACGUUCAAAUAAUUCGGAAACCCGACCAGGGCGACCGAAAACUCCUCAGAGUACAGACGCCAGCUCCGUUGAUGGGGAUAAAGGCCCUCGAACACGUAGAUCAACUAAGAAAAACCCAGAAAGUGCAACCGAUGUCUGCCCAAUCUGUGGGAAUCUGUAUUUCUCUAAACAGAGUAUGCUAAGGCAUGCACAGGACGUUCACGGAAUUGAUACACAAAUCAAUUCGAAGAAGUUAUUAGAGGAUGAUGGAGAAUCUAAUGAACCUGCCAUUCCAACGACGUCGAUCGAAAAAACGUCUGUGAAAAACGAGAACGAGCGGACAAAGAGGACUUGUCGAUUGGGCGUUAACUAUAUAUAUACUCGUGCGCGAAUAAGUAAUUUGGACCGUUAUAUUUAUUUUUGCAUUAUUUGUCAAAAGGAAUUUGAUGAAAAACGUGAUUUGCGAAAUCACAUGAGUUCAAAGCAUGAAAUUGACAUACCGAAAGGGCCGAAAGAGAGGUUGUAUGGACUUUUCAUUAAGGACUAUGAGUCUUCGCGCAAGUAUUUACAAAGAGUAAGCCGGCAUGAAGAGAUUAAAGAAAGCCCGCUAAAGCCAUACGUUCAACGCGCUCGUGCGACAUAUUCAAAAAAAUUGGAACGACCGAAACGAGCUUGUGCGAUGAACACGUCUUACAACGAACUUACAAAGGAGGAGGAAGAAAUUUUACUAUGUGAGAGAGUUUCGAGGGAGACAAAAUAUCAACAGCCCGCUUCCAGCCACACCACCAAAUGUUUCUUAUGCAAAAGAUCAUGUGCUGAUAUAAUACACCAUUUGAAGGAUUAUCAUCGAAUAAAUGAACCAAAGAGUGUUCUGCCACUGAGCGAAAAACUGUCAAACGAUCAAAUUCACGAUGAGGUUGAAACAAUGGAAAGUGAAGAGAUGAAAGAGAAGAACAAAUCCUUGAGCAAGAAAAUUCCCAGUAAUAAACAAAUAUCUCCGAACAAAACAAGCUCUCCAGAACAGUUGAAUAAUUCAGAAUUAAUUGAUAAAACAUUGAUCCAAGGUUUUUACAAAAAAUUAAAAAGUAAUACAAAAGAUGGUAAAACAGCCAUAUGUUUGAUGUGUAAGGCAAGGUUCACGAAAAUGUCGGGACUUGAAAAACAUUUAGCGACAUAUAUGAAAGAUGGUGUGAUACAGGAGCAUGCAUCUCCGUCCAGUAAAUUUGCUCAGGAAAAAUUAUCGACGAGUAUUCAUAAUGAGGGAAUGUCGGAAGAUCCUCUGAAAUUGGAUGAUGCACCAAGCGUCCAUAGUGACAAUAGCUCCGUGAAACGAGAAUCGAGUUCAGAUGAAAGUUCGUCCACGAGCGACGAAACCCCUUUGUCCAAGAGGAGAAAGAUCGAGUCUGCAAAAGCUUCCGAAGAUAUUGACAGGCUCGAUACUGGAAGCGAAGAGAGCGAGGAGGAGACGGCAAAGAGAAAAUCAAAAAAUAUUUUUCGUAACAAUCGAGCGGAGGAGUUGAACGAGGACGGUGACAAGAACGAGAGUCUGGACCAACAGGACACCAGAAAUAGCAGCGAUCGCGAUUCAGGUAUUGGUAUAAGUAUAACAAUAAAAAAACGUAACAAUUCUUACGAGGUCGUCGAAAGGGAUAAUUGUUGCGAGGAAACUAACACAAAGGCGAACCAAAAACAUUUCGAGGCUCCAAAGAACGAUAAUCUAAUAUCCUCGGACAGCUUGUCCGAUAUUAUCAACUCGGAUGAUCGUAAUGGCGAUGAACUUGACGUUGAUUCUCGUACUCGUGAAAUUUUCGAUCCGUUGGGUUACAGUGAGGAACGAAGAAUCAAUAAAUCAUCAAUGAUUUCUAUCCAAGAUCAAGACAAUGACGAUGACGAUAUCACCAUUGUUGAGUGUACAGAUCGUACUUUCACGAAGCCAGUAGUCGAGAGAAUGAGCAGACAGCCAAACUUGUGACCCAGCUUUGAAGCAAGCACCAGGAGUCUCGGUACUAUCGAACUGAGAGAGACGUGACUGUUCACAUGACAUACGAGAUGACUUUAAUUUUUGAUGGCAUUGGAGAAACAAAAAUAUAGGAAGGAUAUGACUAAGAACUAAAGACACAACAAUUUUGCAGUUGUCAUGAACGACCUUUCGCUGAGCCACAAUGGUCGGGAUUCCUAAAACAACUCUGCGUCGUUACAGGGAAAAAACCUUUGAUUGAUCCUAGAUCUUUAAAAAUAAAUUUGCGAUGCGAUGACCUUUUUAGUUAGUUUUUAAGUUCUAUUUCUCUCUCAUUCUCUUUUCGAUUCUUUCGAUUUGUUGCAGCCGCAAAAGCCUAACAAGAAUAUGAAAAAUUUAUGACCUUUGAAAAAUAAUUAGCAGAUGACUUCUUAUCGUGCGAUUCAAAGUUCCAGUUUUAUAAGCUAACCAGUUUGUUGACUGUUUUCCCAUAAGCCUUUACGUGUAAAUAUUUGCUAUACUCGUUUCGAGGAUGACCUUAGAAAUGAGGAAAAACGAGCAUUUCAUUAAACUCAGUUCCUGAGACAUAAGAAAUGAGAAUCUCAGACUGAUGACGACGUUGGUGCACAGAAAAAAAAUGUUAUAAAGUUACGAAACUAUUUUUUGAAAAUUUUCAAUCGUUUUUCUUUUGGCGCCCCGUAGAUAAUGAUUUUGGGAAUUUCGUAUAUCCAGGAUCAAAAAUUCAACAUAUUAAACCGAGAAAUGAAAUUAUUCUACUACGUUUUUGUUUGUAUUAAUCCUUUAAUUUCAUUAGGUGUAAGAUUCGUACAAGACCAAAGUUAAGUUUGCCGAUGCAAUGAUUCGAUGUACCUGGACAAGCAAUGACAGUCAUCCAUGAUUACGAAUUUUCCUUAUCGUUUUUUUUUCCAUUCCCAUGAAAAUCGAUCGGCUUUCUUUUGUAGACUUGCUUUGACUUAUCAUUUGAUUUUUUUUCUUCUUUUCACGUAUGUUUUUUCAUACCUGAAGUCAGCAUUAAUAAAAAUUUAUUUUUUUGCUGCAUCGUGCCAAGAUUUUCUAAAAUCAUGUGGACUCAAAUGGACGAAUGCAUCGAAGCUGAUUUUUUUAAAUUUUGUUUUUUUUUUAAGAAUAUACAUUUAUCUCGCUUAAGAUUUCUAUCGUUUAUAUGGUUCGAUUUUACAUCGACAAAGUGUUAUUCAAAGUUUAGCUUGCUGGACUCGUGGACGAAUCUCAAGAUGGAACAUGUCCACACUACAAAGAAUCAUGUUUUCUAUGUUUUAAGUUUUUUGGUUUAUUGAAUCUAGCAUAUAAAAAUUAAAUUUGAACGAACAACGAGAGCAGAGAGAGAAAAAGAAUCUUGAUGGCAGAGAGGACUGUGUCGUGAGGUUAACAUGAACAUGUACAUAAACUUUAAAAUGUAAAAAAAUACAAAAUGUAAUACGUUUCUUAAAAAAGAAAGAAGAAAAAACUGUCA